Cygnus atratus (black swan) is the source of this 901-nucleotide messenger RNA. It is a transcript of the gene C5H11orf58, whose product is annotated as chromosome 5 C11orf58 homolog. Bases 139 to 657 code for a protein of 172 amino acids. NCBI's taxonomy places the organism in Eukaryota, Metazoa, Chordata, Aves, Anseriformes, Anatidae. The record is from RefSeq and is a predicted model, not a curated record. The transcript has 5 exons.
CGCCGCGCAGGCCGCGGGGAGAACUACACGUUCCGGCUCCCCCCGCGGCCGCCCCGCCCCGGGGCCGCGACCCGGCGCUGUGGGAGGGAGCGGCUCCGGCAGGAAGGUGGCGGAGGGGCCUGGACAGCAGCCGCGGCCAUGAGCUCGGCGCGGGACUCGCAGUCUCAGCACGGCCUCAAGCGAGCGGCCUCGCCCGACGGCUCCAGCAGCUGGGAGGCGGCGGACCUGGGCAACGAGGAGCGCAAGCAGAAGUUCCUGAGGCUGAUGGGCGCCGCCAAGAAAGAACAUACUGGCCGCCUUGUUAUCGGAGACCACAGAUCAACCUCUCACUUCAGGACAGGGGAAGAAGACAAGAAAAUGAAUGAAGAACUGGAGUCUCAGUACCAACAAAGCAUGGACAGCACCAUGUCUGGACGAAACCGGCGCCAUUGUGGACUUGGUUUCAGUGAGUUUCAGGAAGAUGAAGAAGAGGCAGCUGGACACUCCUCUGAACAUGAGAGUUCAGAGGACUCCGAAAGCGGCUCUGAGUCAGAGCAAGACGAGUCUGCAGAGGAGCUGCAAGCUGCUGAAAAGCAUGAUGAAGCUGAGGUUCCAGAAAACAAAAAAGAAGCGAAAAGCAAUUAUAAGAUGAUGUUUGUUAAAGCUAGUGGUUCAUAACUGCAGAUGUAACAGCUUUGUAUUUAAAGUACAGUAAGCCUUAUUGUUACAGUGCGAAGUGGAGGACUGCUACAGCACAAAUCUUUGUAUUAUGAUUUUAAAAAAGACCCUGUUAGAUGACAAAAAGUAGUACUUGCUUUCAGUUGCCAUGGAUAAUGUUUUUAUGGGCACAGUGAGACUCCUGGUUUUUGUAAAGUGUAUAAAAUACUGGAUGAAGAAAUAAAUUCCUUUUGUUCCUGCCCAA